CGAUAGUGACAAUGAUGCCUUAAACCAUUUCCAUUGAAGUUCGGGAAUUUUGAAUUGAAAUUUUAAAAAAAUCUAGUUUGCAAUCAGUUCAGAAGCCUGCAAAAAAAGUACAUUAGGAAUUAAAAAAUCUUUGUAAACUUCCAUUGUAGCCCGAAAGUUCUGAGCCGUUUUUGAGAGAUUAGGUGUACAGUAUUUGCUUUUUUGGAAUCAAAACGGAAAGGAAUGAUGGGACGCAGUUUCGAGUUGAUCAAAAAUAGGUGGAUUGGUGAUGGUUAUCCAUGUUUUAUUAUUGCUGAAAUUGGACAAAAUCACCAAGGAGACAUUGAAAUAGCCAAGAAACUAAUAAAGAUGGCCAAAGACUGUGGUGCUGACUGUGUGAAGUUCCAAAAAUCUGAUUUAUAUGCCAAGUUCACCAAAUCAGUCUUGGAUCGGCAGUAUGAAAGUCCACAUGCUUGGGGUUCAACAUAUGGAGAGCACAAACAAUUCCUUGAGUUUUCAAAGGAUCAAUAUGAAGAACUGAUGGCCUUUGCCUCUUCUCUAAACAUUCAUUUCACAGCCUCAGCCAUGGAUGACGUCUCUGUGGAUUUUCUAGUCAAUCUAAGAGUUCCAUUUCUCAAAAUUGGAUCUGGGGAUGCCAAUAAUUUAAUUUUAUUAGAGAAAGCUGCCAAAAAAAAUCUGCCUAUUGUAUACUCUACAGGAAUGCAAGACAUGAAAACAGUCAUCAGAGCCAUGGAAGUAAUGAAUUCUUUUAACUCAAAAGUCUGCCUUCUACAGUGCACCUCCUCAUAUCCAACUCCAGAAGACGAAGUUCAUUUACGUGUAAUGCAAACCUAUCGAGACCAUUUUCCCCAAUCCCCCGUCGGAUAUUCCGGUCACGAACUAGGUCUUACCAUAACGUUGGCCGCUGCGGCUCUAGGAGCUCACGUCAUCGAGCGGCACAUCACGUUGGACAAGUCCUGGAAGGGUAAUGACCACGCCUGUUCACUCGACGAAACGGAAUUAAAGUUGUUGGUGGAAGGAAUACGAACAAUUGAGAAAGCUCUAGGCUCUGCUAUUAAAUCAAAGCAGCCUUCUGAAGAGCCUUGCCAUCAAAAAUUGGGCAAGUCGAUUGUCGGUAAACAGAAAUUGGAAGCUGGUAUCAAACUUUGUAAGGAACACCUUACUGUUAAAGUGGGACAACCCGUUGGCUGGCCUCCGCAGGAUCUCGAUCUAUUAAUCGGAAAAACUCUUUCGAGAGAUGUGGAUGAAGAUGAAACAAUUACGUUAGAUUGUAUUAUUUAAAUUUUUCUAAAAACUAAAUUGUAUUCCAUUCAUCUCUCGACACAAAUUAAAAGAAAAAAGCAGGAUUCAAAAUACUAA
Daphnia magna is the source of this 1359-nucleotide messenger RNA. RefSeq names its product sialic acid synthase (gene NANS). Gene Ontology annotation, biological process: carbohydrate biosynthetic process. Bases 223 to 1281 code for a protein of 352 amino acids. The record is from RefSeq and is a predicted model, not a curated record. The transcript is spliced from 4 exons. Gene Ontology annotation, molecular function: N-acylneuraminate-9-phosphate synthase activity. NCBI's taxonomy places the organism in Eukaryota, Metazoa, Arthropoda, Branchiopoda, Diplostraca, Daphniidae.